CUUUGAUGGUACGUCUGGUUAAAACUUUUAAGUGCUUUGCUGACACUCAAAACAACUUCGCUCUCUUUUGCUAUGAGUCAAAACAGAAACUUCUGUCUAAUGUGCUUAAGAAAUGAAACAAUUUCAGCUAGCAUUCUUCCAGUCUCUGUGGUGUUUGUGGCCCAAAUGAUAUUGUUAGGACAAAAUUGCAGUGAGAAAUAGAUUGUAAAAUAUUUGAUUUGGCAUUAUUCUUUAUAUGACAUUAAUAAUAACAAAUCCCUGUCUGUAUGAUUUUAAAAGCACCAGCUCUUAAUUUAGAAGCCAAGCAGACACAUUCAGUCUUUUUUUUUAUAUAUAUGUUUUAGACACGUCAAGUCAUCCACUUCAUUCAUUCGGACACAGACAGAUUCAUGAACACUAUGUGAUGUGGGUGGAGUGUUUUUAAGUGACAGUACAUUUUUGACAUUCAAUCUUCCAGCAGCAAUGUGCAGUGAAGAGUAAUGUGCAUGGAUCAACCCUUGAUGUGUUCAGUACAACCAUUCAGAAAGCUAAAAUAAAAAUGUAUGUUAAUGAAUCAAUAUAAAUAAAAACAAGAAGUCAAUGACGUUCUAUAAAGUUCAACAGUUUAAACAGAGAGUUCUGAAGGCCACAGCGGGUGUGAAAACCACCCUGAAGUGCAUGAAAAACACCACCGGGAAAUAGCAGUUGCAUAUACCAUACCCUAGAUGUGAGAAGUUAUUGCUUACACAUUUGAAAAAUGUGUUUUUCUGUUGUGUGCAGACGCAACAGGUGUGUAUGCAACAGCGAAACAAGGGUCAACGUGUUGACAGAAGAAACUGAAGCCAUUAGUUAAUUUCAAGUUUCCUGUUUAUCACACUAAUCUUCACAGAAAAUCCUUGUUUACAGAAUGUUUUGUUAGGGUUGUUAGAGCAAGAGAGGGUGUGAUGUGUGAACAUUCAAAAUAUGCCAAAAACCCCCCCAAGCAGACAAGCAUAAGAUAAAUGACUUGUAAUUGGAUAUUAAAUAAAGUAAAAUACUACUAUUUUAGGUUUCUCAUUUAAACAAUUGCAUUUUGUUAAACUGACUUGAAACUGCUGUGUUUUGGUUAAACAUGAUAUUUUCAUUUUUAAAUAACAUGUUUCAAUUACUUUUCAAUUACUGUUCAGUUUACUUAAGUAAAUUAACUUCAUCCAACACAGUUCUUUACAACCCCUUUACUUAAUUCAUUUGAGUUGAGUAUACAAAAAUAAUUUUACUCGUGCAACUAGGAAGUGGAUUUCCCUUUUCCCUCUUACUUAAUAGAUUAAAUAUAUUAAAUCUAAUAGAUUAAGUCAAGAAUGUUAAAUUGAUUAAAAUAAACAACACUGAAUUAGCUUUCUGUAAAAAACUUAAGUUAACUUAAAUCAAUAUUGUUAUCUAAAUGCAACCUAACAUUGGAACCUGGUGACAUAAUGUUAAGUAAGGCCAACAUAUUUUUUUUUAGUGAUAUAUAUUUUAGAGACUUUUAUGAUUUUGAGCGUAAAUGUACACUGACAUUUUGACUAAUGCAGUCACACACAAACACAAACGCCUUUGAGAGCUGUUAUUAUGAAAAGGUUGAAGUUCUGAACAUUAUUUCAGAUGUAGGUAAUAGGUGACCUAAUAAAAAUAAGUCAUUGUAUUUUUUAAUAGCAUGCAGUGUUUGCAUAUAUAAUGCUUCCUAAUUUUGAUUGCACACAUGGAAAGCUUCAUCAAAAGCCACAUCCUCUCAGAAGUUAAAAGAAUAAUAUCUUUUGGGCCGGAAAUAACCUUUCAAUUUUCCACUUAGCGAAAGUUGAAAGCUCUGAAAGUAUUGUAAAAAAAAAAAAAGUGUAAUAAUAAUAAUAAUAAUAUUGUGUGUCUGUGUGUUGCCAUGAACUUUAUAUGUGUUACUGAGAAUAUACAAUAAGACAUCUACAGAAAAUAUUUACAUUUUAUGAGAUAACAGAAAUUGUGAAGAACAAAAUCAUGGCUUGCCGCCUGUAUUCACAACUUAUGACAAAUAAGCUAGCUACUGUAGUUACGUACAGCUAUAAAGCAGGCAUUUGCGUUCUUUAUUUCAUCGAAACCUUGUUUAAGGUGGUUGCCAACAGGUGCAAAUAGGAUGUUUCAAACUAAACAGGGAAGUCUUUCAAAAGCUUGCAGAUGUAAUUUUCAACUUCUAACAAUAGAACGAAGAACUGCAAACUUUCACAACUACUCUCACACCCAAUGAUGCUCCAAACCGCACAAUAAAAAAAAAUUAUAAAUCACACAUUGUAUUAAAACUGAAUAAAAAUCUAAAGUGCAUUUUUCCAUGUAAUAUCCACUGAAAUUUAACCAUACUAACUCACAAUUAAAACUAUAUAAUAAAUGAAACUGGAUUUUUUCCACAUUAGUACACAAAUAUAUGUAUAAAUACAUAAUAUAAAUAAAUAAUAUUCAUUUUCACACAUUCAAUUUUUCAAUUUUUUUUUUUUAAAUAAACCUUAACAGGGGUUACAAAAUCCUGUUGUGCUUCGUCCUUCUGAAACCACAGCUGAACACGGAGGACACGUGUGGGAUGGUAAUUAACAUGUGACAGUGAGAGGUCCUCACUAGAAAGAGAACUACUGAGAAAAAGAAAAAAAAAAAUGGGCAGAUCUUGAUCAGAUAUACAGGAAAUUAUGUUGUCGUCAUGGUUACAAAAGCAGACUGGAAAUAGUAUUUCAUUGCUCAGUCGUGGUAUGUUAGAAAACGUGGUUAAUGCCGGACCAGGAGGUGCCACAUUUGACUGCAAUGAUCAGACCACUUAACACAAAACAGAGACAAAAACUGGGGCACAAGUGUUGAUUUCGAAACUGACCCCAUGGAGACGUUAGAAGCUACAAACACCAGCCACAAUGACUCGGACACCUGUACCAACCUGUACGACCAUCGUGGUUGGGCACAGUAUUUCCUGCCUGCAUUGUAUUCUCUGAUUUGCAUUGUGGGACUACUGGGCAAUUUGUUGGCUUUGCAUGUCAUCUGGCCAAAUUUAAAAAAACUUAACUCCACAACUCUUUAUUCUGCCAACCUGGUGGUGUCGGAUAUCUUGUUUUCGCUUGCUCUGCCCUUGCGUGCGAUUUACUACGCCAAGGGCUUCCACUGGCCGAUGGGGGAGGGUCUGUGCAAAGCCGUGGCGCUGCUUUUCUACAUCAACAUGUAUGCUAGCGUCAACUUCAUGACUUGUUUGAGCGUGGACCGUUUCAUUGCAGUGGUUCUGCCGCUGCGCUUCUCCCGAUUCCGAAAAAUUCAGAAGGUGCGUUACAUCUGCGCUGCCGUAUGGGUCGUUGUGUUGAUGCAGACCCUACCUUUGCUGUCAAUGCCCAUGACGAGCGUGGAGAAAAGUGGUCACAUAACGUGUAUGGAGUAUCCCAACUUCGAGAAGAUCGACAACCUGCCUGUCAUGCUCAUUGGUGCCGUGGUGCUUGGCUUCGGCAUCCCUGUGAUAACGAUCCUUGUGUGUUAUUCUGCACUUUGCUCCAAGCUCCACCUCCUGGCCAAAUCUAACAAAUUGACAGAGAAGUCUGGUCGUAGUCGCAAAGUUAUCGGCGUGAUUUGUGCCGUCAUUCUAGUGUUUGUGGUGUGCUACACACCUUAUCACAUCGACCUCCUGCAAUACAUGAUUAGAAAGCUGCGGUAUAACCCAGACUGCUCAGAACUGCAUGACUUUCAGAUCUCCCUUCACAUCACAGUCUGCUUAAUGAACCUCAACUCGUGUCUGGAUCCCUUCAUCUACUUCUUUGCCUGCAAGGGAUACAAGAAGAAGGUACUCAAACUGCUCAGAAAGCAAGUGAGCAUGUCCUUCUCGAGCGUGGUCAGGACCUCGCCUGAAGGGUCCUCCAAAGACGUGUUUGCGAACGACAAAAUCCAUAUGAACUCCAGAAGCACUCAGAAAGAGAGAAGCAGCGUCCUGUUGAGCACCAGCAACGGUUUUGAAAUAUAAACAACAAUAAGAAAUGCAGCUGACUGACUUGAUAUCCCAGCAUAUUUCUUCCCUUUAGAUUACUUUAUAUGCUGUCAAAGCUAUUUUUUUUCAGACAGUUGUUGAUAUUUUGUUUUUUAACAUGUUUAAAGAUUAUCACACACUUUCACAUGUUCUACAUAUUACACAUUAUAGUUUGAGUAAUAGAAUUUGUUGUUCUGUGUUUUAAUUCUUUUGUGAUCUUCUUGAGUUUGUAUUUAAAAAAAAAGAAAAGUGCAGUAUGUCGCUGCAUAUGCAAGAUGUCACUAUAUAUGCAGUGACAUACUGAAGUCUUGUACCAAGUAGCAAGAAAUGGUUCUUGUGGUGAUUUUAGUUUAGACUAAUGACUCAAAUCUUCUGAUUCCAGUCAUAAGAAAAGAUUUAAUCACUGAUUCUUCAAUGACCCUUUUGGUCCUUAAUCAUUCCAACACUAGGAUGUGACUAAUGAGUCACUGAAUUACUCUUUUUGUGUUGACUGCAGUCUCUGACUUUAGAUGUAUGCCAACACUUGGUGAUUUUACCUGUUAAAAAAAUAGUUUAGCACAAGCAAGUAGUAGUAUAAUGUAGGCUAAGACAGUGCAAAGACGUGAGCAAGAACAAUCCUGACCAAAACCCCCUUACUGUUUUACUGGAAAGAUUCACACUUUUAUCUCAGUGGUUCCUUAUGCAGCAACGGUCGCAUUGACAGUCAACAUAUAUUGGCCGUGUCAGCAUGUAUUUAAAUCAGCCAGUUGAGCUUUCACAGAACACAACAAGGCUUGCAUGAAUUUAUUAUGUCAAAUUAGUAGCUAUUUUAAAGCAACAAAUGAUCAAGAUGGGUACAUUAUUAUUGAAAUAGUGUUAUUUAAUUUUGACAAACAACCAGCUAUGUUUACAUGGACACCUUUUGUAACAACAUAAAAAAAAAUCAUCUGACUGAUGAAUUUGAACAUUGUUCAGUGUUUAAUAUAAUGCUAAAUAAAGUGGUCAGGUUCAUGGAUCAAGGA
Messenger RNA from Puntigrus tetrazona (Sumatra barb), 4947 nucleotides. It is a transcript of the gene gpr183a, whose product is annotated as G protein-coupled receptor 183a. Gene Ontology annotation, molecular function: G protein-coupled receptor activity; oxysterol binding. The record is from RefSeq and is a predicted model, not a curated record. Gene Ontology annotation, biological process: G protein-coupled receptor signaling pathway. The transcript is spliced from 2 exons. Lineage: Eukaryota; Metazoa; Chordata; Actinopteri; Cypriniformes; Cyprinidae. Gene Ontology annotation, cellular component: membrane. The coding region runs from base 2825 to 3943 and encodes 372 amino acids.